AUGGCUGCGGUGCGCCGCGUGGUGUUCGUGCUGGCCGCUGCGCUGUGCUGCGUGACGGUUGCUGCUGCGGUCGAGAGCCCCAGCCCCAGCGCUGACGCCGACGCCGACGCCGAUGGCAAACUGAUCCCCCGCCCCCGUCUGCGGCAGGUGGACAAGGAUAUUGAGGAUUUGCUGCGGACAAGCGAGCCGUCUGACUUGCAGGAGCCGGCGAAGACGAGGACGCUGCGAGAGCGGGCGCUUGAUGCGAUGCACACCGCUUACGCACAGUACGUCGAUGCCGCGGUGCGGUGCGAGGAAGCCAAGGCGGAGUCGAGGAACGCGCAGGAGCUGGCGCAGGAGGCGAGGACGGCCCUGGUGGCGCUCGGCGGCGAGGCUGUGUCGCUGAGCGCGGCCCUAAAGAAGGCGGAUGCCGCACGGCUGGAGGCCGCUGCUGCUGCGGUUGAGUGUGCGACGGCGCUUGCGGCUGCGGACGGUGCGGAGGAGACCGCGACG
Molecule: messenger RNA, 492 nt
Organism: Trypanosoma grayi
Lineage: Eukaryota; Euglenozoa; Kinetoplastea; Trypanosomatida; Trypanosomatidae
Exons: 1
Source: RefSeq, a predicted model, not a curated record